Molecule: messenger RNA, 991 nt
Organism: Closterium sp. NIES-67
Lineage: Eukaryota; Viridiplantae; Streptophyta; Zygnematophyceae; Desmidiales; Closteriaceae
Source: the annotation of a GenBank genome assembly
GUAAGUACUCAUGCAGAGACCUCCUCUAUCCCCUUCUCCCUCUUUUCACUACGUCUUUUCUUCCCCUCCCCUUCCCCUCACCGAGUUAGCCGCCAUGGUUUCCGGCAGCGGAGUUAUCAAACAGGUGGUCGUGGUGGACGCGCGCCACCACAUGCUGGGCCGCCUCGCGUCGAUCGUCGCCAAGGAGCUUCUGAACGGACAACAUGUGGUGGUGGUGCGGUGCGAGGACAUCUGCCUGUCGGGCGGGCUGGUCCGCCAGAAGAUGAAGUACCUCCGCUUCCUCCGCAAGCGCAUGAACACCAAGCCCUCCAAGGGGCCCUUCCACUUCCGCGCGCCCUCCAAGAUCCUCUGGCGCACUAUCCGCGGCAUGAUCCCCCACAAGAUUCCGCGUGGAGCAGCAGCGCUGGACCGCCUCAAGGCGUUUGAGGGCAUUCCUGCGCCCUAUGACAAGAUGAAGCGACUCGUCAUCCCCGAUGCGCUCAAGGUGCUGCGGUUGAAGCCCGGCCACAAGUACUGUCUGCUGGGCCACCUCUCGCAUGAAGUUGGCUGGCACUACUGGGACGUUGUCAAGGAGCUGGAGGCGAAGCGCAAGGCGGACGCUGCAGAGUAUUACAAGGAGAAGAAGGUGGCAAGCAAGGCCCGCAGCCAGGCUGAGAAGAGUGUGCUGGCAGCUGAUGCUGCCCUCACUGCCACUCUGGCUGAGGUCAGCUACAAGCCUGUGGCAUCUGCGUAAUCUGGCUUGGUGUCCGUUGCAACCCGAGUUGAAAUCAAAGUUUGUUGGCCUAAAGAACCAUCACUACGACAAUGGAUUCCGGAAAUUCAUGUCAGCUGUGUAAGAAAUUUAGAAGUGCAGGAGACAAAGUAUAUGGAGAUACAAGUACUUGUAGUAGAAAGUAAUACUGGGAGUACCUCCAGUAACAGCCAGUAAUAACAAGAUGCACCAGAGUCGGUCUUAUAGUCUUGUGAUGAAGACUUGAGCAAGGAUCUUUGC